CUCGACUCAUGGUCAUGGCUAGAUCUUCGCUACCCUCUCGCUAUAUCCAAGAACUUCUCUUUUCUCUUUGCUGACCGUUGACAACAACCAUGUCCUUCUACAACUACCGUUCUCCUUCGCUCUGACCUCUCACGCUUCCGCCUCGUCUGCUGUGUAUCCAAAAAUAGCUCCGGCGCAUUCUGUCCUGGCCUCGAUCUCAACAACACAACUUCCACCGGUUCCAGCUGAACGUCCUUUUCUCACACCAUAACCGACUCUACAUGAACAUCUCAAGCAUCCUCGAAUAAAGUCCCUCUAUAGGUCUCUGGCCCAAUAAUCCUUAAGCGCUCGCCGUCUUCGCCCUUUUACGCCUUCUCGCCUUUCUCUAAGCGACUCGAGCAUCCUUGUUAGCCGCCGAUUGAAUUCUCGUGCCUGCAAGCGCGCAUGCCGAAUUGAACUUCGUUUAUUUCUUUUCUCGAAUACUCUUUUCUUCCUCGUGGCCGUGGGCGGCCGGUCCUCUUUCACCCUUUCGAUAAUGGCCACCAUCACAGCCUCACCUCCUACCAUGUCACCGCCUUUGGGCGCAGCCACCACGAGUCCUCCCGCUCUUCCUCCUUUAAUAACAACUACACCUAUGUUGCGAAGGGCGAGUUCACAAAGACCGACAUCAUACGUCGAAAGGCGAAUGUCCUCAUUUUCCAACCAUUCCAAGGCCUCACAUCAGCCGCAAUCUAGACCAUCGUCACACGUUUUUCCUGCUUUCCAUUCGAGCCUUCCCUAUACCCUUGUACGAGAUUUUGCAUACUUAUCGACACAUCCCCUACACUACGGUCCGCCGCCGAACCAGUCGGGGCUAUCGACGCCAGUGAGCGAGUCACGGAGACUGUCAGAUCCCGCUGUUUCCACUUGGGAAGACGGAAGAGGGCACUGGUCAGCAACACCGCCUUGGAUGUCAGAGACGCCGCCUUCCUCAUGGAAUCGUGACAGACUACCCGCACUGGCGUUCAAAGACGAUGGGCCUCCAUACAGCGAAGACGAUGACAUCCAGUCACCCAUUGUCACCACGAGCAGACAUAAAAAGCACAAGUCCAACGAUCGAGGGAGGUCCCCAGGCGAUGCAGGGCCUCAUCGUGGAUAUUUGGUCGAUCCCACCCUUCCAGAUGAGGUGGACGGGCCGGGUGAGGCUGUAGAUACUUACGACAAUAAUGUGCUGCGAUUUCCGGGCCAGCCGCAGCCGCCGCAGCACCGAGAUUCAAACUUUGCCAAACCAUUGCAAAGAAAGCAAUCACCAAUUCGACUUCAAGAGCCCAUGUCCGAGGAUGACUUUUCCGAAGCUGAAGAUGACACGUGCUUUUCCAAAGAUUACUCAUUUACAAUCGCCAGCCCCGACGAAGAAAUGCACGGGAAAGCUGUCGCACUGUUUGAUUUUGAGAGCGAACACCAAAAUGAGCUGCCGCUGAAGGAAGGCCAGAUCAUUCUAGUAUCAUAUCGUCAUGGCCAAGGAUGGCUGGUCGCUGAAGAUCCUCGAACUGGGGAGAGUGGUCUCGUGCCUGAGGAGUUCGUGAGACUUGUGAGAGACAUUGAAGGUGGUUUGCACGGCUUGAACUCCGUGACAUUGGACGACACCGAAGAUGUGACGAGCCCUGUCUCAACAGACCCGAGCGCCAUGAACACACCAGUACCGAAUAACCAUAACUUUCCGACCGAAAAAGCGGCCGACAAAUCGACGAAUGGUGGUUCCGCAGGUGCAAAACAUCCUCCCAUCCAGUCCAACUUUAGCACCAGCAGUCGAGACUUCAGCCCAUAUCCUUUACCGGGAAAGAACGAAGAAAGUACUCCGACCCAGGCCACCCAAGCCGAAGCAUGAGGAAAUACCAGACACAAGCUGACCCGUGUGUCUCGGGGCUGGAAAGACACCUGCUCCACACUAGAAUAUUACCUCGAUGUAUUCUUUAAUGUCUUGUACGAUCAAUGACCGACACGGAAGAUAUCCCCUUGAGGACCAUGACACUUCUGAGGAGCAUUUACGAAGAUCCUGAAGGCCAUAGGGAUGCAGAUACUUCUUACAAUUACAAUAUUGUUGUCCCUGGCUUAUAUGGACAUCUGAAUAUUUUGUCCUUGUGGACUUUUGUUAGUGUGUUGUUCGAUCCAUUGUUCUGGCCUGGCAGUCUCCCCGAGUUUUAUCAAUCUCCCUCUCGUCCAUCACUUGUGUUUCAAUCACCCUCGUACCAAACGAUUACCUUGCCU
Molecule: messenger RNA, 2226 nt
Organism: Exophiala oligosperma
Lineage: Eukaryota; Fungi; Ascomycota; Eurotiomycetes; Chaetothyriales; Herpotrichiellaceae
Exons: 1
Coding region: 515-1846 (443 amino acids)
Molecular function (GO): protein binding
Source: RefSeq, a predicted model, not a curated record